Molecule: messenger RNA, 2283 nt
Organism: Desarmillaria tabescens
Lineage: Eukaryota; Fungi; Basidiomycota; Agaricomycetes; Agaricales; Physalacriaceae
Product: Noc2-domain-containing protein
Exons: 12
Coding region: 116-2188 (690 amino acids)
Biological process (GO): ribosomal large subunit biogenesis
Cellular component (GO): nucleolus; nucleoplasm; Noc1p-Noc2p complex
Source: RefSeq, a predicted model, not a curated record
UGAUCGGCCUCACGUGAUUGAUCAAAAUUUCUUGAACUCGUCGGCGCUAUCCGUGACGCCUUGGUCUGGGUUACUGUCCUAUAUAUCCUUCACCUCGCGUCGUGCUACAGGAAGAAUGGCUAAGGCCUCAAAGUCUAUGAAAAAGUUCGCUGCAAGCGGGCAACUGAAGAAAACUAUCGAAGCUAGACGGAAACAUCAGCAAAUACGGAAGAAAGUGCAGGGGAAAAAAUCCGGCAAGACAAAACCAAAAGCCGUUGAGGAUGUCGAUGAGGACAUGGAUGACGAUGUGGAAGCUGAAGAGAAACAUAAUAAGAAAGGAAUGACUGUGGAUGACAUUUUGGGUGCUGGAUUCAUGGAAGGAUCUGACGCGGACGGUGACCAGUCGGAGGGUACGGACGACUCCGACGAUGAGGAAAAUGCCGCGAGUGACAACGAUUCAUUUGCUGAUGUCGACGACUUGGAAGAUGAUGAAGGUCAAAAUCACCUUAUGGAAUUAGCCAAACUGGCGGAAACGGACCCGGAAUUCUAUAAAUACUUGCAAGAGAAUGACAAGGAGCUCCUUGAGUUCAAUCCUUCCGCGGACGCUGUGGAUAAUGGCAGUGACGACGGGGAUAACGAAGGGGACGCCGCGAUGGAUGAAGCCGUUUCGCGUCCUGUUCUCUCAAGCGAUAUCAUUCGAGGGUGGCAGAAGGCUCUCCUCGAGCAUCGAUCUCUUCGUGCCCUACGUAAAUUGCUCGUCGCUUUCAGGUCGGCUGUGCAUAUGAAUGAGGAGGAUCAGGUGUUGGCAUGGAGCAUAGAUAGCUCUUCUGUCUACAACAAGUUGAUCGCCACUGCUUUGAGGUUUACUCCCGUGGUCUUGGAACAUCAUGUGCCGUACAAGAAGCUUCCAAACGGCAAAUUUAAACCUCCUACACAAACUCAAAAAUUCAAGACGCUACAGAAACUCAUACUGUCUUAUUUCCAUAACAUCAUUCACCUCCUUUCUCAGCUCACUGAUAAUGAGACCAUCGAGCUCGCAGUUACUGAAAGUGCCAAGAUCAUUCCGUAUGUAGUUAGCAGCCGCAAAACUAUAAAACUUUAUCUCAAGAAAUGCCUGGAAUUAUGGUCGAGCGCCGAAGAUAGCAUACGGAUAGCAUCCUUCCUGGCCAUCCGAAAACUUGCUUCUGCCACGGAUGACUCCAUCCUAGACAAUGUGCUCAAGGGAACAUACCUCACCCUCGUCCGAUCCUCAAAGUCCACCACCGCAUAUACCAUCCCUGCCAUCAAUCUGAUGAAGAAUUCUGCUUCAGAAAUCUUCUGCUUGGAUCAUGCGGCAUCGUAUCAACUUGCAUUUGGAUAUAUCCGACAAUUGGCUAUUCACCUGCGCAAUAGUAUGAAACUUAAAUCCAAGGAGUCAUACAAGCAGGUGUACAACUGGCAAUACGUGCAUUCGAUCGACUUUUGGUCAUUAGUGCUUGCGCGCGCCUGCGACGUGGACCCCGAGUCAGGACGAGAUGGCGAGGGCGAACUAAGACCAUUAAUCUACCCCCUUGUCCAAGUGAGCCUCGGCGCUAUCAAACUCAUUUCCAGCAGCAGAUCAUACCCGUUUCACUUGCAUAUCAUUCGCUCGCUGCUGCAUUUAACACGGCAUACACAGAUCUAUAUUCCCAUCUCCCCAUACCUUCUACCGAUUCUCGCAUCUACCCUGUCGUCUUCAUCAAAAUCAAGCACCCUGAGACCUUUGGAUUUUGAAGUACAAAUACGAUGCCCACAGCAAUACCAAAAAACCAGGGUCUACGCCGAGGGGUUGAUCGAGGAGUCAUCCUUCCUACUCGCCGAGUGGCUAUCGACCGCUGCAGUGCAAGGGAGCAUCGCAUUUCCCGAGAUAGUCAUACCCAUCCUCGUCACGCUGAGAAGAAGUUUGAAGGCCGCCAGGGUUGGGUCAGGUUCUGGAAAAGAUCUGGGCGUCGUCAAGACUUUGAUUGAGCGUGUGGAGGAGAGUGCCAGGUGGGUUGAAUCCCGGCGGAAGAAUCUCAAAAUUGCACCCGCACAACUGGGCGAUGUUGAUGCAUGGCAGGAAGAAGCCAAAAGGAAGGUUGGAGACUCGCCAUUGGCGCGAUAUGUCAAGGUCCAACGGAAGGCCCGAGAAAAAAGAAGAGAGCUGGUCGAAAAAGCUCGCAAAGGCAAAGCUGAAAUCCUAUCAGACUAGUCGACAACCAUACACGUUUCAUCAUUAUUACACUUAAUUUUUGAGGAGUUUGGUGAUUUUUGCUUCGGCGUUAUCGUUCCCCACAUGUAUCAUAA